AUGGAGGACGAUCAGCCCGACAGUUUGGAAGGCUGGGUGCCCGUGCGCGAGGACCUUUUCGCCGAGCUCGAGCGACGCCAGCUGCGCUUUCUCGUCGCCUGGAACAACACGGAGGGCAAAUUCGCCGUGACGUGUCACGAUCGGACGGCGCAGCGACGGCGGCGGCACGAGUGGAGCCGGCCGGACUCCGAGCCGCAGGCCGAGGCUCCCGCGCCGCUGCCCAGCUGGACCGGCUUCCUGCGCGAGUUCCGGGAGCGGGCCCUGCGCGCGCGCUGCGCCGAGGCGGCCGGACGGCUGUGCCAGGUUCUUGAAGGACAUGAAGAAGCCAACACCAUGGUAGCAUUAAUGGAGAUUUAUCAAGAGGAAGAUGAAGCAUACCAGGAAUUAGUUACCACGGCGACCAUGUUCUACCAGUAUUUACUGCAGCCUUUCAGGAAUAUGCGAGAAGUUGCAACCUCAUGUAAGCUUGACAUUGUGAAGUCCUUGGAUGAAGAUGACCUGGGUCCUAAAAGGGUAGUUGCUUUGCAGAAGGAAGCCCAAGAAUGGACCAGACGGGCUGAAGAAGCUGUAGUCUCCAUUCAGGAUAUCACAGUGAAUUAUUUUAAGGAAACAGUAAAAGCAUUGACGGGAAUGCAGAAACAAAUGGAACAGGACGGAAAGCGAUUUGGCCAGGCUGCCUGGGCCGCAGCAACUCCCAGGUUAGAAAAACUCAAGCUCAUGUUAGCGCGAGAAACUCUUCAACUCCUGAGAGCGAAAGAGCUAUGUUUAAACCACAGGAAGGCUGAAAUGUGGAGAAAGAUGGAAGAUCUUUCUGAACAAGAAAAAAAUAUAAAUGCUGUAGAUGAAUUAGAAAUACAAUAUUAUGAAGUUCAAUUAGGACUAUAUGAAGUUAAGUUUGAGAUAUUAAAAUAUGAAGAGAUACUGCUUAUUACACAGUUGGAAUCUGUGAAGAGACUUAUAAAAGAGAAACAGGAUGAAGUCAUCUAUUAUGAUACAUGUGAAAGUCCAGAGGAACUUAAGGUGGUAGAUGAUGUGGUGGGGCUGUGGAACGAUAGGAACUUGGAGGUGAGAGAGCUCCGGAGGAGGUCCCAGCAGCUCGAGGCCAAGCGGGGCCGGAUCUGCGCCCGCAGAGCCUACCUCCGGAACAAAAAGGAUCAAUGCAAAGAAAAUCAUCAGCUCAGAUUGCAGCAGGCUGAGGAAAGUAUCAAGUAUUUUCAUCAGCAUCAUAGUAUUCAGAUGAAAAGAGACAAGAUUAAAGAAGAAGAGCAAAAGAAAAAAGAAUGGAUAAAUCAAGAACGCCAGAAAACACUUCAACGAUUAAAAGCAUUUAAAGAGAAAGGUCAGUCAAUACCAAAAACAUCUUGCUCAGAACCUGAGGCUCCAAACCUGCCAGAUGCCCUUUCUCCAAAAUCGUCUUUGCCAUCUUCUCAGACCAUGUCAGUGACGCAUCAGCCACCCAGGAAAGCCAGGACUCCUCUACCUAAAGUUAAUCAUGGGAAAAGCCCCGGGGGUCAAGACAACCUUGGAAACGUGCCUGUCCAGAUUUUUAUUCCAGUUGGCAACCACACACAGUCCAAAUCUAAAGAGGAGUUAUCACCACCAUCCCCACCACCCCCUCCACCUGCAUCCCCACUCCCACCUUCUCAGUCAGCACUUCAUCAGAAUCUGCACCUCAGGACUUCAGUGAAAGAUGACUAGCCACAUUCUCUGGUCUGUGAUUCACUUUGUGAGAGACCACCUGAGCUCUCUCUAAAUUUUAAAUGCCAAGGGUCUAUGGAUGACGUGCUGGGCAGGAGCCCUCUCAAGAAAGUGGAUGUGUUUGCCUCACCCUAGUCCUGCACCUCCAUCAACUAGCACAUCCUGGCCGCCACUCGACAGGGAGUCAAGCUGAAGAAAGUCCACCCAGACUGUGGCCCGAGCCCCAGCAACAAACCGCCCAGUGACCUUGAG
Elephantulus edwardii (Cape elephant shrew) is the source of this 1950-nucleotide messenger RNA. It is a transcript of the gene WHAMM, whose product is annotated as WAS protein homolog associated with actin, golgi membranes and microtubules. NCBI's taxonomy places the organism in Eukaryota, Metazoa, Chordata, Mammalia, Macroscelidea, Macroscelididae. Gene Ontology annotation, molecular function: Arp2/3 complex binding. Gene Ontology annotation, cellular component: endoplasmic reticulum-Golgi intermediate compartment membrane; cytoplasm. Gene Ontology annotation, biological process: Arp2/3 complex-mediated actin nucleation; endoplasmic reticulum to Golgi vesicle-mediated transport. The record is from RefSeq and is a predicted model, not a curated record.